This is a messenger RNA of Penicillium salamii, 498 nucleotides long. The record is from the annotation of a GenBank genome assembly. NCBI's taxonomy places the organism in Eukaryota, Fungi, Ascomycota, Eurotiomycetes, Eurotiales, Aspergillaceae.
AUGGAAGCGCAAAACAACUCGACAGAAAUUGGAGAUCGGCAGCCCAGUGACUUGCCCAACCCUGGCGAGAAAGACAACUCAGUGGAAACCUCUGACCACGUCCCAUUGCCCUCCUCACAACAAAACGCAGACGCCAGACACCCCCUGACCACCGAGCCCUUUGAAGACAUUCUGAAGGUGCUUGCUGACAUCGAGCGGGACGAUCCAAACCUCGCCUUUCCAGCUGCUCGACUUGUCGGACUAUAUCGACGCUUAUGGGAGUCGUGCGUGUCCAAGCAUGUCGAUUGCCAGAGGCUAGAGCGGGAGAAUCUUCUUUUGGAGGAGGCUGGUGCGCACCUGAGAACAAAGAGAGAUGGUCUUCAGCUUCGCCACGACAAACAACUCGCCCGGCUGCGCUUUUUUGAGCGAGCACUAGCAUCGUUUCGGGAGCGACUGACUAGCAUACUUGAUGACUGGAACUACCCUUUUCAGACUCAAUCUGGCAGGGCUCUUGGAUAA